AUGGGCGACGCCUUCGCCGCGCUCAUCGCCGCGUCGUCGCCGGGCCCGGGCGCCAUGGCCGCGCUGAACGCGCUGGGCGGCGCGCGGCGCGCGACCAUCGGCGCGCUCGCCGUCGGCGCGCUCUGGCCGCUGUGCAGCCUGAAAUCGCUCGCGGCGCUCGCGCCGACGUCCGCGCUGGGCACGGGCGGCGUGCUCUACACGGCGGGCUUCAUGGCGAAGCGCUGCCUGGACGGCACCUACGCCGCCGGCGGCAGGUUCGCCAAGGAGUGCGGCGUCGCGACGUUCGGCGACACGCUCGGCUUCGGCAGCGUCAAUUUGGGCGUCUACCUCGCCAUGUGCGGCACGGCCUACAUGGCCCACUUCAACGCGCCGUCCUUCUUCCAGGACGCGGGCAAGAAGAUGAAGCCCUACAACGCGGUGAUCCGCAACGGCUUCGGGUUGUCGAUCCUGCUGAACAUCGCGUUCAUGGCCGCGGGCUUCAACACCUUCGGCAAGGGCGCCAAGGGCCUCGUGCUCAACAACUACGCGACGACGGACGCGCUCGCCGUCGUCGCCCGCGCGCUCUUCGGCGUGUCCGUCGUCUUCACGUUCCCGUUGGCGUACAACGCCGUGAAGACGGGGCUGCGCGGCGUCGCCCGGAACAUGUUCGCCAAGACCGACGCGGAGACCCUCGAGAAGGCCGUCGUCGGCGUGCCCCUGGCGCUGAUCACGGCCAUCGCCCUCGUCGUCGACGACGCGGGCGUCGUCGCCGCGCUCACGGGCGCGCUCAUGGGCUCCGCGGUCAUCUACGCGCUCCCCGCGCUCAUGCUCCUCAAGGGCGACAAGGUCGCCAAGGCGGGCUGGGAGAAGAAGAUCGCGCCCUUCGCCAUGCUCGCCAUGGGCGCCGUCGGCGCCGUCCUCGGCGUCUCCGCCGGCUCGGGCCCGCGGAAGAAGAAGCAGCCGCGGCGCGAGACCUACGCGCCGAACGCGCCGCCGCCGCCGCAGCCCAAGCCCGUCGACGCCGACCCGGGCCCCGAGCCGGGCACGCGGUUCGUCGACGAGGGCAAGCUGUGGGUCGUCUACCGCCGCGAGGGCCGGCGGAUGGUCACCAAGGUCGUGGGCACGGCGAAGCUGCGCAAGGUCUACAAGGAGCUCGACGUCGUCUACUACUACGCCGCCGACGCUCCGCGGCCCAGCGAGGAGAACUACCUGAGCGAGUGCGAGUACUCGGGCAUCGGCGAAGUCCGCGACUGGAUCGCGCGGACGCCGCCCCACUUCGCCGCGCAGCCCGCGCCGACGGCCGCCGCGGCCGCGCCGGCGGCGCACUCGCGCGACGCGGCGGCGGCGGCGGCCGCCGCCGCGCGGCCCCGGCCGGCGGCCAAAGCGCCGGCCGCGCCGGCGGCCAAAGAGCGGCCGCGGCCCGCGCGGCGGCCGGCGGCCCAGAAGGCGCCCGCCGCGCCGGCGGCGCCGUCGGCGCCGCCGCCGCUCCGGCCCUGCAACGGCACGGUCGAGGCGACGAGCGCGUCGGGCAUCUGCGCCGUCAAAUGGGCCGACGGCACGACGUCGGACCUGCUCGUCGCGGACGCGCGGCGCCUCGGUCUCGCUGUGUGA
This is a messenger RNA of Aureococcus anophagefferens, 1590 nucleotides long. RefSeq lists its product as hypothetical. Gene Ontology annotation, molecular function: amino acid transmembrane transporter activity. The record is from RefSeq and is a predicted model, not a curated record. The coding region runs from base 1 to 1590 and encodes 529 amino acids. The transcript has 2 exons. Gene Ontology annotation, biological process: amino acid transmembrane transport. NCBI's taxonomy places the organism in Eukaryota, Pelagophyceae, Pelagomonadales, Pelagomonadaceae.